This is a messenger RNA of Oryzias latipes (Japanese medaka), 4735 nucleotides long. RefSeq names its product inter-alpha-trypsin inhibitor heavy chain family member 6 (gene itih6). Gene Ontology annotation, biological process: hyaluronan metabolic process. The record is from RefSeq and is a predicted model, not a curated record. Gene Ontology annotation, molecular function: serine-type endopeptidase inhibitor activity. NCBI's taxonomy places the organism in Eukaryota, Metazoa, Chordata, Actinopteri, Beloniformes, Adrianichthyidae.
AAAACUUUUUUUUUUUUUUAAGAGGGAGGUAUAGGGAGGAGGUGGAGGAGGUGUUUCUUCAAAUAGUGGAGCAGGUUUUAAAAACCCCUCAUUUCUCCUGGAGCUCGGCGGGGGCAGAAGCUCCCAGCAUGUACAACGUAAAACGAGAGGAGUGUUCUGCGCCUGCGUCAGUCUGCGCCGCGCCGGCGGGGGUUUGGUUUUAAUGUUUUUUUUUUUUUUUUUUUUAACGACACAACUUUUGGGAGCAAAAAUGUUUUCGAAACUUCCCGUCGUUCUAGUCUGUCUCGCUUUCUACCUGCAAGAAGGAAUAUCGCGGGAUUUUGAGGCAUUUCUGGGCAGGAGCCUUCAUUUACAGAGAGUAAAGCGUCAGAGCAAACCCCCCAAACCAGUGCUGAAGGUGACAGAUUACCACGUGAGGAGCACUGUGGUGUCCCGCUAUGCCGUCACUACCGUCCAGAGCUCGGUGUGGAACCAGCUCCCCGUUGUCAAGGAGGCGGCCUUUGAGGUGGACCUGCCCUCCUCCGCUUUCAUCUCCAACUUCACCAUCACCUCCAACGGUAAGGUGUACGUGGCCCAGGUGACGGAAAGAGCUACCGCCAGGAAAAUUUACGACGCUGCGAAGAAGCACGGAAAAACAGCCGGUCUGGUAGCAACCAAAGAGCGGGAAAUCGAGAAGUUUCGCGUUGCCGUGUCCGUGCCCUCGGGAACUCGGAUGUCCUUCCUUCUUGCGUAUGAAGAGCUGUUAAGUCGUCGACUUGGGCGUUACGAGCUCAGUUUGGGUCUGAGGCCCGGGCAGCUUGUGCAGAACCUCACCGUAGAUGUCAGAAUAUCAGAGAGGACUGGGAUUAGGUUCAUCAAAGUUCUUCCUCUGAAGACGAGCAGACUGAUUUCCAACAACAAUCCAGGAGAAAUGGACACCCCUGUUUCCUCCCAUGUGGAGAAGAGCGCCACAUGUGCUCGAGUUCAGUUUAGCCCGACUGUAAAGCAGCAAAGCAACAUUUCCUCUAAAGGCCUCAAUGCAGACUUCAUCAUACAGUAUGAUGUGGACCUCAAAGACCUCAUGGGUGACAUCCAGGUGUAUGAUGGUUACUUUGUUCAUUACUUUGCACCCAGAGGGCUUCCUGUGGUUCCCAAGGAUGUGAUAUUUGUCAUUGAUAUCAGUGGAUCCAUGAUAGGCAACAAGAUAAAGCAGACCAAACAAGCCAUGACCACCAUCCUUGGGGACCUUCGAGAAGGAGACCACUUCAACAUCAUCACCUUCUCAGACAAAGUUCAGACUUGGAAGAAAGGUCGAACGGUGCGAGCAACUCGGCAGAACGUACGGGAAGCCCAAGAGUUUGUGAGACGGAUUAUGGCAGAAGGAUGGACCAACAUCAACGCAGCUCUGCUUUCCGCUGCCCAGCUCCUCAACCCAUCUUCAUCCUCCGGUCGCCUCUUGUCUUCUCGUGUCCCUCUGGUUAUUUUUCUCACUGACGGAGAAGCAACCAUCGGAGUGACAUCAGGCGACAUCAUCCUGAACAAUGCCAGGAAAGCGCUGGGCUCCGCCUCUCUGUUCGGUCUCGCCUUUGGCGACGAUGCGGACUUACUUCUUCUGAAACGUCUGGCUCUGGAGAACGGCGGCGUGGCCCGGAUGGUGUACGAGGAUGCGGAUGCCGCCCUGCAGCUGAAGGGCUUCUAUGAUGAAGUGGCCAGUCCUUUGUUGUCAGACAUCCAGCUGUCCUACUUGGACGACCAGGCGUUUGACGUGACCCGUUCGAUGUUUCCAAACUACUUCCAGGGCUCGGAGUUGGUCGUGGCAGGAAGAGUCAGACCAGGAGUCCAAGACCUCAAGGUGUCGAUGUCAGCAACGGAUUUAAAGGAGGAGGUUAAGAUGGAAAACGAUGUGGAUGUUUCCCAUGAAAAGGGAAGUGGGAGUGAAGGCUCGCUGGACUGUUUAGAAGAUUUGGAGCGGAUCUCCAGCUUCGUCUAUCGUCUUUGGGCUUAUUUUACCAUCAGGGAGCUUUCUGUGGCCAAACUGAAUACUACUGAUCCUUCAGCGCAAAGGUUACUGACAGAAAAAGCCACUAACCUCUCUCUUAAAUAUAACUUUGUAACACCGUUCACCUCUCUAGUUGUUGUUAAACCAGACGCAGAAGAACCAACCACAACUCCACCUUUGGCAAAUCCCACAACUACAGCCGCAACUACCACCCACAAACCUGCAGCUUUUUUAAGAAAACACAGAUUACAAUCUAAACAUUCCCAGUCAACUCCAAAUAUCCCCAAACCAAACAACACUUCAACUCCAACUUCCAAAGCAGAAACAAGAGUUUCACCAUCCAAGAAAACUGCAUCAUCGUCAAAUCCCAAUCCUAUCAAAGCUAUAAUGGCGGCCAUCUCUGGAAAAAUACCCCCUGCCUCCCAAAACAAAUCUAAAAACGCCUCUUCUUCUCCAGCGGGAAAGACGCCCAAAAGUCUUCCUCCAAAAACAGCCCACCUUCCUGCACCUGCCAAACUUUCCACACCUCUACCUGGCACCACCAAAACAACCACCCAGCAUCUGGAGACUUCCAGCACUUUAGCACCACCAACCACUGCACUCAGAACCUCAACGCCACAUUCCAGUUCUGUAAGGCCCACCCAGCCCACUGUCAAUAAAACAGAGGCUCCUGCUGGGGUAGAGAAUGCUGCCAAAUCAGCUCCAGACCAUUAUCCCCCUGAAACCAGUGCUGCUGCAUCCAAGCUGGAUCCUACACUCAGCUUUCCAUCAGAUCCUGAUAUGGAAGAGGACUCAGAAACAGACACACAGAUGGGCGUUCCCACGCUGGUGCCAGCUACUUUUGUUCCCAUGCCUGGAGUAACAAACGGCCCGCAUCCCUGGGAAACAGCUGAGCUUGUUGAUGACGAAACUUUAAUUCAUUUCCAAGGAAAAGAUUAUGACGCCAAUUUUGACUACGACUACAAUCUCAGCUAUGACGCCUGGGACGACACAGCCGACGGUGAUUCGUAUGUGCUUGGGAGUGAAGAGGACUGUCCUUUAGUUGAAUGUCUUGUGCUUUUAGAACCUCAGUCCAGUCCGAACUCCAUGGGGUUCCUCUCAUCAGUUGAUGGAGACCCUCACUUUGUGCUUCAGCUUCCAAGGCAGCGUCAGAGUCUGUGUUUCACAGUGGACGGCAGAGCCAAUGAUGUUCUCAGGCUGCUGGAGGACCCAGAGAAGGGGAUCAUCGUGGAUGGCCGCCUCCUCGGAGCUCCGUCCAAGCACGGAGUGGAGAGUCGUUCUCGGACUUACUUUGAUCAGCUCAUCAUCUCCUCGCCGGGCAGCUCUGGUGAAAUCACGGUCACCGUAUCGCUGGAUGUGGUGGCGGUGGAAGGGGAAGGACGGGACAGUCUUCCCCUCAACCAACAGGGAUCCAUCACAAGGCAGGGUGUGACGGUCACUGUGGACAACCACCAGGGCUGCUGGAUUGAGCUGGUCAAAGGUGUGCGCUUCCUGGUCCUCUUUCACCACUACAAACACCCCAGCUACCUCCAGAUGGCGCACUUGGGUUUUUACAUCACAAAUGGAUGGGGGCUUUCUGCUUCAACCCAAGGCCUCCUGGGGCAGUUUCAGCAUGCUGACAUAAGCAUCACAGAGAUGAAAACACACCCGGAUCACCCAGCUAACAAGGAUGGAACUGCGGUGAGGGGGGUCCUCAGGUGGGGGUCGGAGCAGAUGCUGGUAACCUUGCAGGACAAGAUGCUAAAAGACUCUCUGCAAAAGCGCCACCCUGGCAAAUGUUGGGUGGUGCCCAAAGCAGAGGUAGAAAGACUCCUGGGUCAUCCCUACGACAGCUACGUGGUGAAUCAUGUGUAACUGCAGCAGAGUCAACACCACCCAUGAAGGCUCUCUAGGUUAAAAAGAAGUGCCCCUCUUCAUGGACUGAGCCUACAAGCAACUCGUGACUGGAUUGAGGCUGCGGCGAAAAGACAAACUGGAUUUGAAUGCAUCACAAAGCUGCUUCGAUUGAUCAGACUGAAUUGCAUCUUCAAUCCAUCACUAACUGGAUUCACGCUCCCCAUCAGAAACAAGAGUUCCUCUGGUCUCCCGUGGCGACAGAACAUCCCCUUGAGCAUUUGCUUCAAAAUAUACCCCAGCUUUGAUGGGAAAUCUCUCUAAAAGAAGUCUUCUGAGUCUUCCUUUGUGGUUUCCUGGGUCUGAAACAUCUGUAAUAAUAAAAAACGUCCUUUGUAUAAAAAUCCUCCCAUAAAGACAACACAACACAGGGUCUUCGCCAUGUUUCCCAUGUGCUUUUUUUUUAUUUUUCUAUGGUUUCAUUCAUAGUUUAAUUCAUUGUAUUUGUUACACAAGACAUUAGGCAUUGUUCACAUACUAGUGAUCAAACAAGGACAGUAAGUUUUCUACUACUCAGCCUGAACUAGGUCUUUUGUCAGUUUCCAGGUAUAUUGUCAACAGUGGUUUUUAAAGGCGAUAUUGGAUUAAAUUAAAACAGUACAAGCACACACGAGCCCCCAGACCCCCCAUUUAAUAAAAUAACAGUAUCCAAUGCUGAGACAGGGGGUGGGGGUGGGGGUUAAACAUGAUCUCUGUUCCAGGGUUUCAGGAGUUUCCUGUUUUUCUACCAGGUAACAUGUUUACAGUAUGAAGAUGGAGUCCAACUGUUUUCCUCCAGCUGUUUGUUUUUUUCUUUUGUGAAAUAAAACAUAAAAUCAUGGAAUGACCACUACAUAACAGUAACAACACAGCAAAAAAUACACA